Suillus subaureus is the source of this 1188-nucleotide messenger RNA. RefSeq lists its product as uncharacterized. Bases 1 to 903 code for a protein of 300 amino acids. The transcript has 9 exons. The record is from RefSeq and is a predicted model, not a curated record. NCBI's taxonomy places the organism in Eukaryota, Fungi, Basidiomycota, Agaricomycetes, Boletales, Suillaceae.
AUGUGGUUCUUCGGCUUAAGCUUCAAGUCUAGCGCGCGCACUUAUGUCAUGCCAGUGCUUCGUCAGGGUCAGGGUGAUCCAGGCCUACUAGUGAUGUCCCCCUCCAUCAUGAUCGAUCCUGUUGCACGCAACAUUGCUAUAAUAACAAACUCAUCAGCGACAUUAACUGCGUUCAUGGUCCUCGAGUAUAUCUGCUCUAUAUUCGACGAGAUGAGGCUGGUCUGGCCACGAAUCUGGAAGACCACCGAAGCGAAAAUUUAUGUGGUGACCAGGAUGAUGUCAGGGGUUCCCAAUAAUCGCGACGAUCCAAUGUCUGCUGCUUUCAGUGGAGUCAUUACUCAUACUGCGAGGCACGUAGCUUUCGAUCUUACUCUUGGCAACUAUUUAUCCACCCUCGUUGCAGUGUACAAUAUGUACAACAAAGGCGGUGCACUCUUAUUCACCCUCGGUGGCGCGCAGUCUGCCGUCAUGGUAGUCAGUUCUCGAUUUAUUGUAACUGGCACUCGCUAUUCUCCCACUUGCGUCAUAAUCUCGCCUCAUUACAGUCGGAUCUAUGUCGGCACAUCCGGCUGGUCGGAAGGUCCGCGUGCUUGGCUCAAGCUUGCGGUCCGCGACGGUAGCUGUACGACCAUUGUGAUAACAACGCGUCAUCAACAUACCGAUGAGUGGAAAUAUCACCUUUUAGCUGGUCGUAUAGUUCUUCACCGAGAGAAAUUUCGUGAAAUCCAAGAAUCCCAGGAGGGUGGCAUUAAUGAUCCAAGUCAGUGGACUCAGACGAUCGAGGUGGACCUAGAUGACAUUAGACCUUUUGAUGACCCCGAGGCAUGUCCGACGAGUCCCUCCGGCUUAGAGGUCGAGUCGACCAACCCACCCUGUUCGACUCUAUGUCAGCCGCAGGAAUGAAGGAUAUCGCUGACGAACAUCUUUAGAGCGGGAGGAGGAUAAUGCGUCGCUGUCGAGCUGCGUGCCUACAUUCAUGCUCGUCGAAAGAUGCACUGGUGAUGAGGGAUCGGACUCUACGAAUUAAAGUAAAUUCAUUCGUUUUAUGAGACAGUUACGAGUUCCGUGAUACAUGAUAUAUAUCACUAAUAGUUUCACAUUGCCAGAUGGUGCCACCUUUGGACUGAGAUGCGCAGAUAGUCACCCAGGUUUCGGAAUGCAACCUGCAUGAGGUAUGAUACUUCUCAG